GAGUGCAAGUGUCAAACUAUUAGGAACUGGGAGAUAAUAAUUACUAAUACUAAUCGUUAUUUUUAUCAACGUCGUUAUUAUUAAACAAGUUUAAAGCGCGAGUUAGUUUCACAAGUGAUGACUAUUAUUCUAUCAUCACGUAUUUUAUUGCGCGACUAUUAUUUCCAAUUUUAUCGUGUCGCUAUCAUUUCCAAUUACAAAUAGUUUUUUCAAGUAGUGUUUUUUGAAAGUGUUGUGCCAAGAUGCGUGCACUAAGUGCCAAUGAAGCCGGCAUGGAUGACAUGGCCGGGGCCCAGGACACGAUUUAUUUGUGCAACUUUCGUGUAUCGGUCGACGGCGAAUGGCUUUGCCUCAAAGAAUUGCAGGAUUUAGAUCUUCAGGAGUUAAGUCCAGAUCCUUCAUAUUCUGUUUCAGCACGCGAUCCUGCUGCAAUCGAAAGGAGCAAUCUAGUCAAUAUCUGCAAACUCGUCGUAAAAGAAUUGCUGGAGCAGUCGUUGCGUUAUGGCCGUAUGCUGGAUUCGGAUCAUUUGCCUCUGCAGCACUUUUUAAUUGUCUUGGAGCACGUACUGAGGCAUGGCCUGAAACCAAAAAAGGGACUGCUUGGUCCCAAAAAAGAAUUAUGGGACUUGCUCCAAAGCGUUGAAAAAUAUUGUCCGGAAUCUCAAGAUAUAACCUCAAGUGUCAGAGAUUUACCUACAGUUAGGACACAUAUGGGAAGAGCCCGUGCAUGGCUCAGGUUAGCACUUAUGCAAAAGAAAAUGGCAGAUUAUUUGCAAGCACUUGUCGAACAUCGUGACACUGCAUUGUCUGAAUAUUAUGAAUCGCAUUCACUGAUGAUGAGUGAUGAAGUUAUAGUUAUAAUGGGUUUGCUAGUAGGCCUGAAUGUCAUAGAUUGUAAUCUGUGUGUCAAAGGAGAAGAUUUAGAUUCCCAACAAGGUGUUAUAGACUUUUCACUUUAUUUACGAUCAAGUUCACGCUCUAGUCCAGAGGAAGACAUAAAUUUGGUUUCAGCUGAGAGCACAGGACAGAUGAAUGCAGUAUUAGACCAAAAAAAUUAUAUUGAGGAAUUAAAUAGGCAUUUAAAUGCUACAGUUGGAAACCUUCAAGCAAAAGUAGAAUCAUUAACAACUACGAAUGCAUUAAUGAAAGAGGAUUUAUCAAUUGCCAAAAGUGCUCUACUUGCAUUACAAACUGAAAAUAAAAUGCUACGGAGUAAUUCAGGUAAUAAAAAGGAUGCAAUAAAUGGUACAUCAGAUACUUGUAGUACAACUAGCAAACAAUCUAAUGAUGCAAAUGAACUUAUGGCUGAAAUAAGAAAACGGCAAGAAGUAGAAAAGGAACUUGAAUUGCAAAUGUGUUUAAAAGCUGAGACUGAAAUGGCUAUGAAAUUAUUGGAAAAAGAUAUUCAUGAGAAACAAGACACAAUAGUUUCCCUUCGAAGGCAGUUGGAAGAUAUUAAGCUUAUAAAUUUAGAAAUGUAUAAAAAAUUGCAGGAAUGUGACAGUUCAUUAAAACACAAGACAGAACUUGUAACGAAAUUAGAGGCUCAAAAUGAAUCACUGAAUGAUGCAAUACAACAGUUGCACAACAAAUACUCUACUGAGAAUUCAAGUUUAAGGACAUUGAAGGAGUCAUCGGAAGAACUAUCACAUAAGCUGUUGAAUGCAGAAUCAAAAACUUUAAAAGUUGAAUGUGAUUUGCGAAUAGAACGUGAAUGGAGGACAUGCUUGCAAGCAGAAAGUGUGGCAGAUAAAGAUAAAAUAGCUAAUUUGCAAGCACAGAUCAGAGAUUUACAAGAAUUAGCACAAAAAAAUAGACAGAUUGAGCAGGAGCUAACUUUAAUAAAGGAACAGUAUAAGGACUCUCAAAAAACUUUAGAAGAAAUCGGUUUUCAACUUAGUGUUUCGAAAUUGAAAUUAUCUGAUAUGCAAGAAGCCAAUCUGGCUAGUAGUAACGUUGACACAGUGUGGACACCAGAUAAAACUGCCUUAGAGUGUAAAGGAUGUUCGAAAGAAUUUUCUAUAACCAGGCGAAAGCAUCAUUGUCGUCAGUGCGGAAACAUAUUUUGUCACAACUGCUCUGACAAAGUUGCUGUUUUAGAAGAGAGCGGAAAUAAACCUGUAAGAGUAUGUGAUACAUGCUGGGAUAAUUUGCAAAUAUCCUAAGUUAUUGAUAUUUUU
Messenger RNA from Ctenocephalides felis (cat flea), 2180 nucleotides. RefSeq names its product protein RUFY3. The transcript has 13 exons. Gene Ontology annotation, cellular component: cytoplasm. Lineage: Eukaryota; Metazoa; Arthropoda; Insecta; Siphonaptera; Pulicidae. Gene Ontology annotation, molecular function: metal ion binding. The record is from RefSeq and is a predicted model, not a curated record. Bases 243 to 2165 code for a protein of 640 amino acids.